GUUCACUUCAGUUUUAUUUGGUCGUGCAAGCUGAUCGGUUGCUUUCUGAUUAAACGUAAAACUACUGUUAACUGAGAAGCUUUACAAAUACAAAAGUGCAUACAAAAAGACAAAAUGAAAUUCUUUUCGCUCUUCACCGUCUUAUUAGUGCUCGUGGUGGUGUGCGUCAACCUCUCGGCGGCAUCUUUCUGUCCUUGCGAUCUCUCGCAGAAAGGACAAAUCUGCGGCUCUAACGGUAUUACUUACAAGAAUCGUUGCGAGUUCGAGUGCACGCAGAAGGACUACAAGAAGUUGGGUCGUACAUUGAAUAUUGCCAAGACAGGUCCUUGCUAGACGCUACGCAAACGUGAAAUACUUCGGUUGAGUGGAAGAAUGCGAAAGAGUAAAAGGCGAAUGCGACAAUGGCAACUAAAGUGAAAUGGAUUUAAAAUGGAAGAGUUAAUCGAAAGCGGAAGGAUAUCCGUAGGAAAUUAAAUGAAAUUGAGUUGUAGUUACUUACAUAUAUACAUAUUGCAAUAAAUAUAUGCACAUACAUAUACAUAUAUCGAAUUAGAAAAUGAAUGGAAUACAAAAUAUUUUUAAUCUCACACAUGCAUCUUAUAUACUAUACAUAGACUUUCAUUUGUAGAUACAUAUGUAUAUGCACAAGUGUUUGAUGUAUAUGAUUUUAAUGUAAUUUUGUGACAAUAUCAACAGUUAUAUACAAUUAAUUAAUAAAUAAAAGAAGAAAAAAAAUA
Ceratitis capitata (Mediterranean fruit fly) is the source of this 737-nucleotide messenger RNA. RefSeq names its product agrin-like. NCBI's taxonomy places the organism in Eukaryota, Metazoa, Arthropoda, Insecta, Diptera, Tephritidae. The transcript has a single exon. The coding region runs from base 115 to 333 and encodes 72 amino acids. The record is from RefSeq and is a predicted model, not a curated record. Gene Ontology annotation, molecular function: protein binding.